CUUUAUAUAUUCUUCCUCCCUUCCUUCUCUCUGCCCACACCCGCUUCCUCUCCCCCUACCUCCCCUCCUACCCUCUUUCUCCAUUUUCACUUCGUAUUAUCUAUACACUUCUAUAUCAAUACCCGAUCAUGUUGGCUUUGGAAGCUUCCUCCGACAACCACCUCCCGUAUCCUCUCUUGGUUCCAUCUCCACACCCACCUGCACCCAGCAGGUACGAGUCACAGAAGCGGCGAGACUGGAACACCUUCGGGCAGUACCUAAAGAACCACCGCCCUCCACUCACACUCUCGCGCUGCAGCGGAGCUCAUAUUCUGGAGUUCCUCCGCUACCUGGACCAGUUCGGAAAGACCAAGGUCCACACCUCUUGCUGCCCGUUCUUCGGCCACCCACACCCACCUGUGCCCUGCCCCUGCCCACUUCGACAGGCCUGGGGCAGCCUCGACGCACUCAUCGGCCGCCUCCGCGCUGCCUUUGAGGAGAAUGGUGGCCACCCGGAGACCAACCCCUUUGGCAGCCGAGCCGUCAGGCUCUACUUAAGGGAAGUUAGAGACUCGCAGGCUAAAGCCAGAGGAAUCGCUUACGAGAAGAAGAAGCGUAAGAAAUCCGCCUUGGCUCCUCUGAAGAAGCACCAACGACAUGCCCAUGCCCAAGAGGAUCAACCCAUGCUCUUCUUGGAUCACUCGGCUUCGUGAACACAAUUCCAUCCAACCUAUUAAUCCCAUCAAAUUAAUUAAUCGUACGUGCUUUUGAUGUAAUUAAAUUAGCGAUUUAAUUGUGCUUAGCUAGCUAUGUAGAAUCCCAUUAUCUUGUUUUUA
Molecule: messenger RNA, 815 nt
Organism: Cucurbita maxima (winter squash)
Lineage: Eukaryota; Viridiplantae; Streptophyta; Magnoliopsida; Cucurbitales; Cucurbitaceae
Product: protein LIGHT-DEPENDENT SHORT HYPOCOTYLS 4-like
Exons: 3
Coding region: 129-692 (187 amino acids)
Biological process (GO): mRNA transcription; response to light stimulus
Cellular component (GO): nucleus
Source: RefSeq, a predicted model, not a curated record